Lethenteron reissneri (Far Eastern brook lamprey) is the source of this 4691-nucleotide messenger RNA. It is a transcript of the gene SLC25A21, whose product is annotated as solute carrier family 25 member 21. NCBI's taxonomy places the organism in Eukaryota, Metazoa, Chordata, Hyperoartia, Petromyzontiformes, Petromyzontidae. Gene Ontology annotation, biological process: transmembrane transport. The record is from RefSeq and is a predicted model, not a curated record.
CUACCAACCCCAGGCAAGCGUCGCCGCCGUCAUCACCGCCAGCGGAUCUUAAAGCGGCAGCAGCAGCAGCAGCCGGAGCCGCUGGCCCCUUGAAGCCUUGAAGACGCCGACAGCGGAGACGGGGAGAGGGGCAAGCGAGAGAGAGAGAGCGACACACGGGGAGAGACGUAACGCAGGGAGAGAGAGAGAGAUACGCACGGCCUGCUGUUGGGAGCACGAAGGGACAUCACCACCACCACCACCAUCCCCCCGAGAUGAUUGCUGUGCAAGAGCGGGGCAGACUGCGCGAGGCGUUCCACCAGGUGCUGGCCGGAGGAUCAGCCGGGCUGGUGGAAAUCUGUCUGAUGCACCCGCUGGACGUGGUGAAGACGAGAUUUCAAAUUCAGCGUGGCAAAAAUGACCCGAACAGCUACAAAAGUCUGGCGGAUUGUUUCCGGACAAUGUAUCGCAAAGAGGGGCCGCUGUCCUUCUACAAGGGGAUACUGCCGCCCGUUUUAGCCGAGACACCAAAGCGAGCGGUCAAGUUCUUCACCUUUGAGCAAUAUAAGAAGCUGCUUAACCUCACUCCUGUCUCCGCGGGGAUGGUGUACACGCUCGCCGGGCUGGGCUCGGGUCUCACCGAGGCCAUCGUAAUCAACCCUUUCGAGGUGGUCAAGGUGAACCUGCAAGCUCAGAGAACGACGUUCACAGAGCAACCAUCGACGUGGGCGACCGCGAGAGAAAUCGUUCGGCGCGACGGGUUUGGGUCGCGAGGCCUCAACAAGGGCUUGACAGCGACCCUAGGCCGACACGGAGUCUUCAACAUGAUCUACUUUGGCUUCUACCACAACGUCAAGGACAUCGUCCCCUGCAGUCAGGACUCGAAGCUUGAGUUCCUGCGGAAGGUCUUCAUCGGCUUCCUGGCGGGGACUCUGGGCUCGGUCAUCAACAUCCCCUUCGACGUGGCCAAGAGCCGCAUCCAGGGCCCCCAGCCGGUGCCCGGGGAAACCAAAUACCGCACCUGCAUGGGCACCAUCGCCACGGUGUACAGGGAGGAAGGGUACUUCGCCUUGUACAAGGGACUGCUGCCAAAGGUCAUGCGACUCGGGCCAGGGGGUGCGGUGAUGCUGCUGGUGUACGAGCACGCCUUCGCCUGGCUCCAGAUCAACUGGUGAAGGUCACCAAGCCGCCACCACCACCACCACCACCUCCUCCCAGCACCGCCUGGCACCGCCCGGCACACUGGCGAUGCUCAGUGACAAUGCGGGAGCGGGGGAGGAAGGGCGAGAGGGGGGGAUCGAGGGUCUUCGCCGGACUCCGGCGUGAGCGCUCGCUCGCUCGCCGUGACCGGGGCGGCUCAACGGUGAAAUUAAUGAAAAAUUGAACCGGUAUUAUAUAAGCGCACUUUCUUCCACGAGUCCUUCAAUGCUUAAAAAAAACAAUGGUACGUACGCACGCACGCACGUGCAUUAAAAUGUCUUUCGCACCGUUAUGUAGGCGACCGUGCCAAACGGAGGUUCCGGGAUGGGGGGGAGGGGGACGAAGGGACGAAGAAGAACAACGGCGGAUAGAGGCUGCGCGUUGCCGCUGUCGGAUGCGGUUGAGAGAUUACGACGGACGGCGAUUGAAGCGGGCGUCGCGUGGCGUGGCGUCGGUGGCGGCGUGGAACGAGCCGUCUCCUUCGUGUGUCCCCUCGGCCGCUCUUGGCAGCGCUGGCGCCGUGGCCCCUCUGUGCCCACCCCCCCACCCCCUGCGCCGAGCGGGCGUGCAGUUACAUCUUCAUCUUUUACGCCGCGCAACUCGCGUCUCGAUAGAGGUGCCUCGGAGCGAUUUCACGCGAAAUGACAGUUACGUACGUGCGGUGAACUGUUUCCUUUCGCAUCGCACGUGGCCGGCCGUGUUCAUCGGAGGUGCGGCGGAACGGACAAUUGAACCCAACGCAAACAGAAAAUAAAAUAGUUCUAAAGAAAUGAAUAAAUUACGUCAAUGCCCAACACUUUUAAUGUAUAAAUCACGGGACGAUUCAGAUUUAGUUUAAAAUAGCAAAGCAAGCUACCGUAAAUUUUGAUUUAAAGCUUUCGUGACUGCAAAGAUUCAUAUUCUUGGUUCUUUCGGUAAAGUCACGUAGAAGGGAAAUAAUAAAAUAAUAUUAAUAUAAAACAAUAAAAAAACAAUAGAAAUCCUCACGACGUUUCGACUGCAACACAAGCAAUCAUCAUCAGGUGUGAAAUCCACAGCAAGAAAAGUUUAUUUUUUUGUUUGUUUUAUAUAAAUAUUAUUUUAUUAUUUCCCUUCUACGUGACUUUACCGAAAGAACCAAGAAUACAAGCUACCGUAGGUAAUAUAAAUAAAAUGGGAAAAAAAUACUCACGAAAGUUUAUUUGUUUCUAUUUAAACAAGCCACCAAGGUCAAGGAAUCGCGUCGGUCAAAGUCUCGGCACGCAGUUCCCCGUCGUUAAAUUUGCGCCACAUCGCAGACGCGCGCAUAGAGACGGGAGGACGGUGGGUGAUUGCUUUUUCUUUUAAAAAAUAAAUGCUUUGCAUCGAUCGAAUCUGCUCCCCUUGACAUUUGCUGCGGGACAGACGGCCCAAUGACAUCCGACCGGCCGAAUAACUCGGUGCACUACACGCUUAGCGGCCCCUGCCACAGGGCAGUGGGUUCUCGCAAUUAACAGCGAACUCGGAGACACUGCAACAGCUCCAGCUGCUACCGUAAUCGACGACUUGUAACCUCGCCCCCCCCCCCCCCCCACGUCGCUUGGCUGAACCCUUCGAGUUCGUUUGAAGAGUCGAGAUUGUGCGGGAAUGCGCUGGGGAUGUCGCGCUCACGCGUCGUCGCACGGUACAGCUCUACCAUGUGGUUCCGUAUGGGGAGGUGGGGGUGGGUGGUUGUGCGGUGAUUGUGUUGUGGUGUUGUGGUUGUUGUUGGGUGACGAUGUCCGUCGUUCGCGCCCCACGAGGCCGCAACCCGGCGUCGGGAGCCGUUCCGGAGAUCGUCCCCCUGUUUACCCGACAGAGGCUCUGAGUGCACGGAGCUAAGAAGUGGGGGUGGUGGGGUCUGGUCGGCAUGGCCGCGAAAUCCCACGUGGAGAGUUGGCGCGUGAGUCUCUAAUCCCCCCCCCCCCCCCACCUUGAACGGCACCGUCUAUCACUUCGGAGCGAGCUGCUGGUUCGCCGUCACGCAGAACGCCGUCUGGGAGAUGUCCCGUCGGGAACUCAACCGGUCACGAUUUGUUGAGCUUCUUAUUUUUUUUGCGCCCCGAAAAAACGCGCAAAUCGCUCCCCUCGCGCCGGGGCGGAAUUUCUCGAUCUUGGAACGCGGUGUCCGCUCGUGCUCUGCGCUUAAGUCGUGAAGAAGACAAAUCAAAAGGAACCCGGCGGUGAAGUGACCGGCGUUGCUCGAGCGGGCCUUUGUCCUCCACCGUUUCGUUCUUGCCGGAGCAAAACGUCGCGUGGAAGGAGGCUGCGUGAGCCGCGAUAUCCGAUCGGCUUUCGUCGUCGGUGGAUCACGCCACCGAUGAUCGGUGCUGAUCGCUCGACUUAAGCGGGUGAAACGCGGAAAAUAGAUGGGAGGCGGGAGGGAAAGGGGGGGGGAUAUGUCUCGUCUCCAUUUGCACGCGUGCCGCUGGGCGGGAGGUGCUGGGCGUGGCUUGGUGAAGUCGGCGGCAUAAUCAGCUGGCUUGGAGUGGGGGGGGGUUUCCCUCCUUCGCGAUGAUUCGACCGCAACAAAAAGUAGUCGAUGGCAAUUUUUAUUUCAUUCAUCCACCUCUUCGAUGAUUCGUCCCGGGUUACUAAAAUUUAAAAAGAAUACAUAUUCCCCACCCCCCCCCCCCCCCCCCCAUAAUUAUACUUGUAGAAUAUUUUGGCAGCUACGGUGGUUGAGCAGGUUUUAAACGCUACACACGCGUGCGCGCGUGUGCUAACAGCUCAUCGCACUGGCUCUUUGCACAGUGUUCAUGGUGGUCGGAGUUGGUUUGUUAUGCAACUUAAAACGACCUUGGCUGCAACAUUCACCAUUGUAAACUCAUUUGUUACAUGCACAUACAGCUCCUCAAUCAGGUAGUGAUAAUAAUAAUCAUAAUAUACAGCUCUUUUGUCAAUUUUAAAAUCAGGAUCUUUUUUAUCCUGGAGAAAAUCCGAUGAGCUAUGAAGCUCGUUUUCACACAUGUCCAGGCCUUUUCCAUGCCAUGUUAGUCAUAGAGGUCAUUUUGCCAUACUUCGCCACGCUGGUCAGUUGCGGUUUAGUGAACGGGUGUCACGUGACCGGUUCACAUAUUCGCCACUGAUGUUGCUUGUGGCCAGGAAUUGAACUCAGGGCUGCUGUAUUUCUGAGCACAGUGUGCUAACCACCGCGCCACCAUUCUGCCACUGUGCUCAUGUGUUUAACCUAGUCGUUCAUCUUUUCCUGCAGUUGGUCGGUGGGUCAUGGCAAAUAACCUCCGAUCCGAUUAUCCUUGGACCAAAAUAUGAAUUGUGAACUUGAUAUUGCAUGCUUCCUAGUCCUAAAUGCAGUGGACGUAACUCUGAAUGUGUAAUUUGAUCGUUUUAAAAUGCAAUGGAAAUAUUCAAUAUAUUUUUUCAGAAUAUGAUGGAUGUUUAAUUAUGAGACGGAAUUUAAAUGAUUUGCGUGAAAAAUUGUGUUUUUUAAAAAUAUAUUUCUGUUCAAGUAAUAAAGUGCCUAACAUCUUAAUAAAAUACCAGAAUCAAGUCGA